AAAAAAGAAAUUGCAUGCACGUACGAACCACAGCCAUUGAUUUGUGGUAGAAGAGCGAAAGCACACGUUUACCUGAGCGAAAAUUUGAUUUUUUUGGGAGACGCUUUGAUUUCUAAAGCAGAAGUUAAGGAUUCGUAUGAUGGGCAGUUUCAGUUUGUCGGGAACUUUUUUUCUCGGAGACUGCUAAAUCACAAUUGGAUAAUCUUGCUUUGGAGAAGUCCUCUUCAUGUUGUUCUUGUUACUGAAGACUAUGCAUAGUAGAAUCUUCUCAAAUGGUAGAUAAAUUUUCCGCUCUUGGCAUUCUAUAAGUUAUUUAUGCUCUUUAGUUAAAAGGGUUGCAACUAAAGUCUCACUGAAGGGGAAAGAAAUAGAUGCCAUUUCGUCCUUCUUACGUGAAAUGAGGUUGGUGACAAUUUGAAAUAACUCAUCGUUCUUCCCUUAGAAAAAACUCGCUUUUCUACGGAGCUGCCUUAUAAAGAUAGAGUUUGAUCUAAUUAUAGAAAUUGUAUAGGGAGAAGAAAUGAAUCACUGUUGCUUUUCAUCGUUCUCGAGCUCCAAAUUUCAUCUCUUUUAUCAUUCGCAGAAUCAAAAUGCCAUGAAAUUUCACCUUCCUUUUCCCUUUAGAUUCUUCUAUACUUCUUCACAUUCUCUCCUUCCUCCCUUAUGUUCCCAUGAAUCAUCCUUCCCACCUUCACUUGUCCUAGAAAAACCCGAAGCCUCAACAUCUUCAUCAAAGGCCAGGAGCCAAAAUGAAUUGUACAAUGAUGACAUUGUUGAAGAGAUAAAAAUUGCAAAAAAGUCCCUGGAAAAGUUACCUGUAGUUCGUAGGCCAGUAAUGGAGACUCCCGUAGAAGGAGAAGAAGAACAAGAACAAGAACAAGAACAAGCAAAUGAUACCGAGAUUUCAAAUGAACAAAGUGUUAUUGUCCUUGAGGAGCAGUCAUCUUCUUCGUUAUUUUCCAUCGAUGCUGGGCUCUCAAGAUUUGCUAGGAAGAUGCCAAUUUUUGAGCCUGACAGGGUGGAAUCAACUUCUGGAGAGAAGAUACUGAAAGUGAAUUUGGAUUUGUCCUUGUACAAAGCAAAACUAUUGGCACGGAAUUUCCAGUAUGCAGAAGCAGAAAAGAUACUUUUAAAAUGUAUAUAUUACUGGCCGGAAGAUGGAAGGCCAUAUGUGGCCUUGGGCAGGAUAUUAAGUAAGCAAUCAAAAGUGAUGGAAGCCAGAUCAGUUUAUGAAAAAGGUUGCCAAGCUACACUAGGAGAAAACGCCUACAUUUGGCAGUGCUGGGCUGUUCUGGAAAAUAGAAUGGGUAAUAUAAGGAGAGCUAGAGAAUUAUUUGAUGCUGCCACAGUUGCUGAUAAGAGGCAUAUUGCAGCCUGGCAUGGAUGGGCAAUAUUAGAGCUGAAACAGGGAAAUAUACAAAAGGCAAGGAAUCUUCUUGGCAAAGGCCUCAAAUAUUGUGGUGGAAACGAGUACAUUUACCAAACCUUAGCAUUGCUUGAAGCUAAGGCAAAGAGAUAUGAGCAAGCCCGCUAUUUAUUCAAACAAGCAACAAAAUGUAACCCAAAGAGUUGUGCUAGCUGGCUUGCUUGGGCUCAGCUAGAGGCAGAAUUAGAGAAUAACCAUGCUGCUAGGAAGCUUUUUGAGAAAGCAGUCCAAGCGAGUCCAAAAAAUAGGUUUGCAUGGCAUGUCUGGGGAGUUUUUGAAGCCAGUUUCGGAAAUAUUGACCAAGGGCGGAAACUUCUGCAGAUAGGCUACAUUCUAAAUCCUAGAGAUCCAGUUCUCCUUCAGUCACUUGCUUUGAUAGAAUACAAAUACUCUAGUGCAAAUCGUGCUAGACUGUUGUUCCAAAGAGCUUGUGAAUUGGAUCCAAGGCACCAGCCAGUGUGGAGUGCUUGGGGCUGGAUGGAGUGGAAAGAAGGAAAUAUUUCCACUGCAAGGGAACUAUACCAGAAAGUGUUGUCUAUCAAUUCAUCAAAUGAUCAUGCCGCUCGCUGUCUUCAGGCCUGGGGUGUUUUGGAGCAGAGAGUUGGUAACAUUUCUGCGGCUCGAAGACUAUUCAGAUCUUCUUUGAACAUUAAUUCUCAAAGCUAUGUGACAUGGAUGACUUGGGCAGCUUUAGAGGAAGAGCAAGGAAAUUCUGUGCGUGCAGAGGAAAUUCGAAACCUCUAUUUUCAGCAGCGGACCGAUGUGGUUGAUGACGAGUCCUGGGUUAUGGGAUUCCUAGACAUCAUUGAUCCGACUAUUGACAGAUUGAAAAGAAUCUUCAACUUGGAUCAGAAUUCUUUCGUCAAGGCCUCGGAUUCCUCCAAAAGUGUAACGGGAACUGAUGAUAAUUCCAGCAGUGAAGAACCAGAUACCAAUGGCAGUAGGUUAGAUACUGCCAGUGGCUUCAACUUGGAUAAAUUCAUCCGCGAAAACCUAUCUUUGGAGCCCUCGAAACUCGAGGGUCAGUUUGGAUGGUGUCUUAGACAAGACCCAAAGAACAUCAGACCUCCAAGGCAGGUUUGGCAAAAGAGAGAGAGUACUUCCCAGAAAUCUCCAAAGCUUUGAUUUUGAGUUCAUAUUUGCUUAGUUAGUCUGCAGAUUGAUAUAUAUGAAUCAUGGCCACUUCUGUAAAUUUAACAGGCAGAUUGAUAUUUGAAUGUGUAUUAUUUUAUAGUAAGAAGGUGGUGUAUGUAAUGAACAUUGGGAACAAAAGAUCAUCAACUUUGUAUAA
Molecule: messenger RNA, 2717 nt
Organism: Ipomoea nil (Japanese morning glory)
Lineage: Eukaryota; Viridiplantae; Streptophyta; Magnoliopsida; Solanales; Convolvulaceae
Product: protein high chlorophyll fluorescent 107
Exons: 9
Coding region: 521-2551 (676 amino acids)
Biological process (GO): regulation of translation; mRNA processing
Cellular component (GO): chloroplast
Molecular function (GO): protein binding; single-stranded RNA binding; mRNA binding
Source: RefSeq, a predicted model, not a curated record